Ylistrum balloti is the source of this 792-nucleotide messenger RNA. RefSeq lists its product as uncharacterized. The record is from RefSeq and is a predicted model, not a curated record. The transcript has 5 exons. NCBI's taxonomy places the organism in Eukaryota, Metazoa, Mollusca, Bivalvia, Pectinida, Pectinidae. Bases 1 to 792 code for a protein of 263 amino acids.
AUGGAGGCCAAAUCUCCUCUGCAUUUCGAAGGACAGAAGCACCCAAGUGAACACAGAUUCAGCGACAUGAAUACCUACAUCUGUUUAACCGCUCUCUUACUAGUCAGCGUCAACGCUGCAGGGAAAUAUGGCGGAGGAAGUGGUGGAUUUGGUGGAGGUAGCGGGGGAAGCGCUGGAAGUGGAGGUUUCGGAAGCAGUGGAGGGUUUGGAGGAAGUGGUGGACUCGGUGGUAGUGGAUUUGGAGGGAAAGGAGGAUUUGGUGGUAUGAGCGGAGCAGGUAAUGGAGGAUUUGGAGGAGCUGCUGGACUCGGAGGUAGUGGAGGAUUUGGUGGAAAUGCAGGUGGUUUUGGUGGAAAAGGUGGAAGCUUUGGAGGAAAUGGUGGAUUCGGUGGAAUGAACGGAGGUGGAUUGGGAGGAAGCGGUGGAUUUGGAGGAAGCAGUGGAUUCGGAGGAAUGAGUGGUGGUGGCUUGGCAGGAAAAGGUGGAUUCGGGGGAAUGGGUAGCGGUGGAUUUGGAGGAAUGGGCGGAAAAGGUGGAUUCGGGGGAAUGAGCGGUGGCGGCCUUGGAGGAAGUGGUGGAUUUGGAGGUAAUGGUGGAUUUGGAGGUAAUGGUGGAUUUGGAGGUAAUGGUGGAUUUGGAGGUAAUGGUGGAUUUGGAGGCAAAGGUGGAUUCGGAGGAAUGAGCGGCGGAGGAAGCGGUGGAUUUGGAGGAAGCAAUGGUGGCGGAUUCGGAGGUAAUGGAGGCUUUGGUGGAAAUGGAGGAUUCGGUGGACAAGGAGGUGCCAAAUACUAA